CCAAAUACAUGCACAGUGUCUGGCGCGGUGACCUAUCCAAUAUAACCCUAAGGGUCCUCGCUGAAUACAGUAUCCCCGAAAUCUCUUUUUGUCAACCGUCUGUCCGGAAGCGAAUUAAAACGAUUUCAUCCGCAGUGUAAAUGGCUUGCGUUUUAACAGUGCGUUAUCUUGGCGCUCAUCUCUCACUGGAAGGCUUCACGUCAGGUGUUGCUGUAGAAGUAAUGAAGAGGUGAAUCCCCAGUCUACAAUUUUGGGACCAUCUCUUGCACCGGUGCUCGAACGAUUAACCGAGUGAACGUACAUUUGUGUACCGUAUGACUGACACCAUCUCAUCAUGCCUAGCGAGAAAUGAAUCCUGAUUCAGCACUUGACACCAGCAGAAUCGUGUCUCAGACUACGCGCGCUGGAGAACUUUGCCUCGCAACUCUUGUGUGGAUACCGCACCUCGCGGAGGAUCAACAACUUUCCUCAUAAACAGCGCUCGUGCAAGAUUUCGUAUGUCGUUUCAAACCCUUCCAUGUCAUCAGUUAUCAUCGUUCUAAUCGGACGAAAAUGUUUCAGAGAGCAUAUCUGCUCAAACUCGAGGAAAACAUCGCUGGAAAGCCUUGAGGAGCGGAUUAAAUUGCUGACAAUAAAUGACUCUUCUGCGCCUCACACUUGCGUCCUUGUCAGGUGGACUGUGAAGAGACAGAAGAGGAAUGUUUAUCCGAAAUUUAUUGCCGCUCAAUUUGGGGGUUUUGCUGUUUUUGUUUAGUCACUGUUUUCUCGCAAUAUUUCUUCCAUUACUGCAGUUUGCAAAAGGGGAGCUCCAGAAGUCAUGCUCCCAAACCACAGUGGCACCAUUGGAAGGGAGCUGCCAGUUGCCAUGCCAGUGUAGGCCCUACCCACCGUUACCACCUCCACCCCCACCUCCACCACCCCCAAGGCUAGCUCCAACUGUUGCUCCCUCAACUGUAUCCCCCAUAACACCCUGGAGGAGAGAGAUGCAGAUAUUGGUCCUGGGGACUGUAAGCUGUGCAUCUGUGGUUUUCCUCCUCCUGACCAUCAUUAUUUGCUUCAAGGCCAUCAAGAGGAAACCCUUACGAAAAGAAGAGAAUGGCACAAGCCGAGGGGAGUAUGCCAUGAGCUUGCGCUGUAAACAACAGGUUGUGGAAACCAACAACACUGGAGUAUAGUGCCCAUGCUAAAGCAUGUUAUAUGAGCUUGCGCUCUAAACAGCAGUUAGUGGAACCAACAACACUGGAGUAUAGUGCCCAUGCUAAAGCAAGUUAUAUGAGCUUGCGCUCUAAACAGCAGUUAGUGGAAACCAACAGCAUUGGAGUAUAGUGACCAUGCUAAUGCAAGUUAUAUGAGCUUGUGCUGUAAACAGCAGGUAGUGGAAACCAACAAUGCUGGAGUAUAGUGCCCUUGCUAAAGCAAGUUAUAUACAGCGGAAGCUCUGUAUCUGAUGGCACCACCAUCUCUCUGUUUGGGUAUAUGAGAUGGACACAAGGCGCACUAUGAAUUUUAGGAACUGUAAACCACAUGGCUGCCCAUCUUGGGAUAUAAUGCUGUUUGAAAUGUUUUUAAAAAAGUGUUUAGAUAAAGACUGGCAUGUGUAUAAGCAAGUAUAAGCAGGUUUUGAGACAUAGACACUCUUAAAAGAUGCUGGCAGCUGCAUGAGUAUAACUGGUCUCAACCUGUAAGGCCCUUCUGAGGACAAUAUACAACACCACCAACAAAGUAAAUGCAUGCUCCUUCUGUUGAAUUCAAUGAUGUUUUGAAAUUCCUGUAUUCUCUUGUCUUUACGUCUGUCUCUGCAAUGUCACUCAUUAAACAUUUAUGGUUAACUCACCUCAUGUAUGAGUGUUAAAUGGUGAAAUUUCCACACUAGCCCAUUUUUGGAACAAUCUGUUAGAGCACCCAAAUGGAUUGGUUCAUCCUGCACUUUGUGUACCAAUAUAUAAGACAAUAUGAAAUGUUUUCCCUGAAAUCACACGGAAAUGUAUUGCUUUUUUGUGUUACUAUGCAAUUGAAAAGAAUUUAAAUCUUGAGGCACAUGUUGAUAAUUAAAAAAAAAUAUGCUAGCAUUAGCAUUGCUAAUUGUUAUUGCUGAUACUAGUCUUUCCCUUAUACAUACAUUUAUUUUUUUUAUGCCACAAAUGCUAUGUAUAUUAACCAUAAGGUUAAUAUAACAAUCAACAGUGCACAAGAAUGCAGUAUUUGAUUAUCAUGUGUGUAAUCUUUUGUCAAUCUCUUUAAGUCGAAUGCUUACAAAUCAUUUUAGAGUCACAUUAAGUCUCCGAGUCAUCCAAACAAAUGUUUGUCUUCUCUUGUUGACCUUUAUUGGAAACUCUUAACAAAAAACAAGAUGAUAUUUCAAAUGAGCUUUUACUAUGACUGUUUAUAAGCAGUUAUUGCUGAUAGCUAUUUUUAUAGUCAUUAUUACUGUGAUGUCAUGUAGGUUAGUGUUUGCUCAUGGA
Messenger RNA from Xyrauchen texanus (razorback sucker), 2462 nucleotides. RefSeq names its product proline-rich membrane anchor 1-like. The transcript has 4 exons. Bases 699 to 1175 code for a protein of 158 amino acids. The record is from RefSeq and is a predicted model, not a curated record. NCBI's taxonomy places the organism in Eukaryota, Metazoa, Chordata, Actinopteri, Cypriniformes, Catostomidae.